AUGCACGAGCAGCUGAAGGAGAGUGAAGAGGCGGUCGCAGAACUCGAAGUGGAUCCACAGGAAGCAGUAGAGACUCCGGAAGGCUCCCCAGCUGGUGACAGCGAAGCCAAGGAUAAAAAGAAGAAGAAGAAGAAGAAGUCGAAGAAGAAGAAUGCCAACAUCAAGGAGAUCUCAACGUUUUACCCAGACGGCAUUUAUCCCCAGGGAGAAUGGAUGGACUACCAGCAGGAUUUCAACCUGGCCCGUACUACCGACGAGGAGAAAAGGUACCUGGCGAGGAGCCAGGCCAACGAGGAACACUGGAACGACGUGAGAAAGGGCGCUGAAAUCCACCGCCGUGUCAGGAAGAACGUCCAGAACAAGCUUCAGCCGGGGAUGGCUCUCACGGAUAUCGCUAACAUCAUCGAGGACGCCACAAGGAAGUUCACCGGUGCGGAGGAUCUCACCAAGAUGGAAAACCCGUUGAGCCAGGGUAUCGGGUUCCCAACAGGCCUUUCGAUCAACCACUGUGCGGCACAUUUCACGCCCAACGCCGGCGAUACGAGCGUCCUGAAGCGGGAAGACGUGCUGAAGAUCGACAUCGGCGUCCAGGUGAACGGCAACAUCGUCGACUCCGCAUGGACCGUGGCGUUCGACCACCAGUACGAUAACCUCCUGACGGCGGUCAGAGAGGCCACUUACACCGGUGUCAGGGAGUCCGGCAUCGACGUCAGGCUCACCGACAUCGGCGAGGCGAUCCAGGAAGUCAUGGAGUCGUACGAGGUCGAGAUAAACGGCAAGACGUACGCCGUGAAGCCGUGCAGAAACCUUUGCGGACACAACAUCAUCCCGUACAAGAUCCACGGCGGCAAAUCCGUGCCCAUUGUGAAGAACGGCGACAACACCAAGAUGGAGGAAGGCGAGCAUUUCGCCAUCGAGACCUUCGGCACCACGGGCAGGGGCUGCGAGGUCUCUCACUACGCCAAGAAUACCAGCUCCACGGCGCUACCAUCUCUGUCCCGCGCCCGGCAACUGCUCCAAACCAUCGACAAGAAUUUCGGCACGCUGCCCUUCUGCCGCCGCUACCUCGACCGUCUGGGCGAGGACAAGUAUCUGUUCGCGCUCAACAACCUUGUGAGACAGGGCAUCGUCCAGGACUAUCCGCCUCUCAGCGACGUUCCCGGCUCCUACACGGCCCAAUUCGAACACACCAUACUUCUGCAUCCGCACAAGAAGGAGGUCGUCUCCAAGGGUGAUGACUACUAG
Torulaspora globosa is the source of this 1245-nucleotide messenger RNA. RefSeq names its product methionine aminopeptidase (gene MAP2). NCBI's taxonomy places the organism in Eukaryota, Fungi, Ascomycota, Saccharomycetes, Saccharomycetales, Saccharomycetaceae. Gene Ontology annotation, biological process: proteolysis. Bases 1 to 1245 code for a protein of 414 amino acids. The transcript has a single exon. The record is from RefSeq and is a predicted model, not a curated record. Gene Ontology annotation, molecular function: metalloaminopeptidase activity.